CCGGCGGUCAACCCGGCGCGGGGGCCGCGCGGUGCGCCUCGCGGAGGUGAGGUGGGGCGGGCCGGUGGGUCGCGGGCUGCCGCAGGGAGUCGGCCGGGGCCGGGCGCGGCCUCCGAGGCGGCGCGACCCCUUUCCCCCGGGGCCGGGCGGGAAGGGCCUCUGCGGGUCCCCGCUUGCGUACCGCCCCGCCCCUGAGGCCUCAGUUUACCCCCGCCGCGGGCCGCCUGCGCCAAUGCGAGGACGCGCAGGGCGGGCGAGGGAACGGAACGCCGCGGGAGGAAGGGCCCAGGGUCCCCCGGGGUCCUCCCGCCCCGGCCUCGGGGCCUGGUCCGGGGCCCGGUGUCGCCACCGUGGACAGCUCACUGGACCCGUGCUCUGGCGCUUGGCGCGGCCGAGGCGCGCGCGGACAGAUCAGCAAGGACAGCUCCUCCGCAGCCUGGCCUCGGGUCCGGUGGGGACAGCGGGAGAGUGCCCAGCAGCCUCCCGGGUGGCGCACUCAGUCUGCCCCGUGCAGGUGCCUUUGUCGCUUCCUCUGGAAGAAUGAGCGGGAGACGGGACCGUUUUGUUCCCUGCAAGAGUAACUAAAGCCCGUGCCAGUGGAGGAAUUAUAAAGGAUUUCUAAAUGCAGAGCAAGAAAAAGGCACAUUGAAAUGAAUUCAGUUGUGACUGGAGAUGAUCCGUUUUUCAUCUAGUUUUCUUGAGAAGCUCAGCAAUAACUAACUAGUAGCAGGAUUGUCCUACAGAUCCUUUUUAGCCAGCUUUUUCCUUGCCUGGCUGAAAAUACUGAUGUGGCAAGGUGAUGGGCUACAUACAGUAUCUAGGAGAAAGGAGGUGUGAACCCAUUUAAAUAGGACCUUUCGAUGAGGCUCCUUCAGUUAAGGUGUGGCCACCUCAGUCAGAUGGGUCUUCAUCCUCUUACUGGAGUCCUUUAUGAGAGAAUGAAAUUCAGCCAGAGAGAGAAAAUCAGGAAAGCAAGAAGCUGAGAUCAGCAACACCUGGAAGAUAAGGACGAGGCCAGCAGACACCUCCUGUUUGCCUUGCCGUGUGGCAGAAGAGGUUGGGCUCACCGGCAGCCGGUCUGUGGGAAGAGAGCACCGCCUUGAUGACGGUGCCUUGAUGUGAAUGUUUUCUCAGCCUCAAAACUAAGCCAUUUAAGCCGAACCAUUUCAUGGUAUUCGCUGAAGCAGCCUCUAGGAACAAACAAUGGAAGAAAGAAUUUAUUAUUCUGGGUCGUCUCCAAGGGCAGAAGUAGGGCCAGUGGGUAGAAAUUACCGAGUUGCAGCAUUAUGAAGAGCUUUCUAACUACCAGAGCUGUGUAAUAUCCCAGUGUUACUGAUCAAGCAAGAAGAACCAUCAUUGGGCUAUUGUAGACUGGGUGCUUGCAUUCAGGUAGAUUUCUAAGAUGACUUCUAAGGUUCCUUACAACUUUGAGUUUCUGAGGGGCUAGUUCAAAAUAAAUUUUAGUCUUUGUGAUACAAAAGAGUACAAAUAACUCAGCAAACUUUUUUUAAAUAGCCAUGUUUCCAAUGGGCUUUAGAUGUUGGGGACCCAGAGAUUAAAAAGACAUGAAAUAGACUCAAGGGACUAAGUGGUCAUUUCAGUUCAGCAGAUGUGUGAUGAUCGCAACCUCCCACCAGCCCCUUUCCUUCUGGAGAGACUGAAAGAUGAAUGAAUCAUGUCUCCUCUCCCUGACUCGUGAGGUAGACAUGUUUCUUUACUCCGCAGCGGUGGAGCAUGGUGUGGGGUCAGGGAAGCCUUCACAGAGUGAGGACUCGUCCUAAUCACGUGCGUGCUGGGCCACCUCCAGCAAGCCAGGAGCCUUCUCUGGGACACGGUUCAUAACUCCCCAUCCACAAAACAGACCAGCGCUGGAUCCUUGACUGCUCCGAAUUCCAUGAUUCCAAAAUGGUGAUAGCUGUUUUCUUCCAAAUAUGUUUUAAGAAAAUAGCCCCAAUAUAUGAAAAGUCAUAUAUGAGUACCAUGGCUACGGGAGUCUUGCCACAAAAUGAGCAGCCAUAUUCGACUUUGGGGAAAAACAGUGGGUAUGCCGCAAGCCUGAAAGGAAAUUCGGGACGCCCAGCUCCAAAGUACACGAGGGUGGGAGAGCGUUUGCGACAUGUCAUUCCUGGGCCGGUGGCAUGCUCCGUGGCCUGCGGCGGCCGGGCCUGCAAGUACGAGAACCCGGCUCGCUGGAGCGAGCGGGAGCAAGCCGUCCCGGGGCUGUACUCAUCCUGGGUGACGGACCACAUCCUCGCCAUGGCGCGUCCAUCCACUGAGCUCAUUGAAAAGUACCACAUCAUCGAGCAGUUCAAAAGCUGUGCCAUAAAAACAGUAAUUAACCUUCAGCGUCCUGGUGAGCACGCUAGCUGUGGGAAACCCCUGGAACAAGAAAGCGGCUUCACUUACCUUCCCGAAGCUUUCAUGGAGGCUGGCAUUUACUUCUACAAUUUCGGGUGGAAGGAUUAUGGCGUAGCAUCUCUCACUACCAUCCUAGAUAUGGUGAAGGUGAUGACUUUUGCCUUACAGGAAGGAAGAGUUGCUAUCCACUGUCAUGCAGGGCUUGGUCGAACAGGUGUUUUAAUAGCAUGUUAUUUAGUUUUUGCAACAAGAAUGACCGCUGACCAAGCAAUUUUAUUUGUUCGGGCCAAGCGACCCAAUUCCAUACAAACGAGAGGACAGCUACUGUGUGUCAGGGAAUUUACACAGUUUCUGAUUCCUCUUCGCAAUGUAUUUCCUUGCUGUGAUCCCAAAGCACAUGCCAUCACCUUAGCUCAGUAUUUAAUUCGUCAGCGUCAUCUGCUUCAUGGCUAUGAGGCACGACUUCUGAAACAUGUGCCAAAAAUCAUCCACCUGGUUUGCAAAUUGUUGCUGGACUUAGCUGAGAACAGGCCAGUGGUGAAGGAGGAAGCAUUAAAAGUUCCUGAUCUUUCUGCCGAAAUCGAAAAGACAGUGUUUGAGAUGGUCACAGUGCGCCUGGAUAAAGAGCUGAUGAGGCGGGAUAGCAAUGCCGCAGACCCUUUUACCCCCACUGCAGUGGCCAUGGCUCUUGACAAUCAGGGUGUCAUUCUCUCCAGCGAGCAAGAACUGGACCCCCUUUGGAAGAGGAGGAAUGUUGAAUGCCUUCAGCCACUCACUCGUUUGAAAAGGCGGCUCAGCUACAGCGACUCGGAUUUAAAGAGAGCUGAGUUACUUCUGAAGCAGGGAGAGACACCAUGGACGGUGCCUGCCCAAGCCUUGCUCUGCCCUAACCUCAAGCAGCAGAAGACUAUAAGCCACUGUUAUGUCCCACGGUCGCCACAGCCAGAAUCAAAUAAAGAACCUCUGGUACAUGAUGUGUUUUCUUUCUGGAAUCAGACCAGGUUUGGAGACUUGGAAGGACUCAAGGAUAAUGGAUCGCCACUUUACAGUAGGAGGAAUAUUCCAAAGGAAGUACAGCGAAGUAGGACCUUUUCCUCAGGUGUUUCGGGUUUAUACAACCCUGGUGAGCCAGUCACACCCACCUUAGCAAACACCCAAAAGGAGCCAGACCACUGCCACCAGCAGGUGGACUGCCAUGAGUGCAGAACCCGCGGCCGUGGGGGCCAGGAGGUCCUCAUGGAGGACGGCGGAACCUGCUCCCGCCCUCUGGACUGUGCCUUCACUCCUAACGCACAAUUCCCUGCUGGACCGGAAAACCACGAGAGCAGAAAUCCACCCAAAGGAGCACCUCGCACUGCUCUGCAAUCCAAAAUGAGUGUUGAAGCAAGGAGGAUCCUGGCAGCCAAAGCCCUGGCAAAUUUAGAUGAGUUUGUAGAAAAGGAGGAUGUGGAAAAGAAGGUAGAAAUGUGGCAGAAAGAACUAAAUUCCCGUGAUGGGGCUUGGGAAAGAAUAUGCGACGAAAAAGACCCUUUCACCUUGUGCAGUUUGAUGUGGUCCUGGGUGGAGCAGCUGAAGGAGCCUGUGAUAACCAAAGAAGACAUCGACAUGCUGGUUUGCAGGCAUGCAGAUGCUGCAGAAGCACUGUUUUUAUUAGAAAAGGGACAGCACCAGACUAUUCUUUGCAUUUUGCAUUGCUUUGUGAGUCUGCAGGCGAUUCCUGCGGACGUGGAGGAAGCUUUCCUUGGCCACGCCAUUAAAGCUUUCACCAAGGUUAAUUUUGAUUCUGAAAACGGACCAGUAGUUUACAAUACCCUGAAGAAAAUAUUUAAACACACACUGGAAGAAAAAAGAAAAACGACGGGCAACAGCGCUAAGCCUGACCCUGGGUGGCGCUGACUUCCAUUGCUGGUGCCGUCCCCACUGAAGGCCCGAUGACACCAGUGCCUGCUGGAGGGGCUGCUCUCCUGCCGCACUUGACUCGGAGUGCAUCGGCUUGUUCUGGGGAUGAUUCUUCCUGUUUGGAGCCAUUAUUUAUUUUUAAAUAUGCUUGAGCUACAUUUUUUGAGUUGAAAAACUGCCAUAAAGUUGGUGUCACUAUAUUUUAUUUAUUUAACUGAGUUGAUGCUGUUGUAUUAACAUUUUAAGUACGUGGUGUUUACAUCCUUGCUCUUGUGACAUUUGGAAAAAGUUGUAACUCUUCUUUCCAAAACACUUAUUUUGUUGAGGGUUCUCUUCCUGAAGAGUUAGUACCAAAUAGGUAAUUUUAAUUGUAAAACCUCAGUGUAUCCAUUCCCCUUGAUGUACCUAAAGAAGCCACCAAGUGUCUUAAAAUGUUUUCUAUUUGUUACUGAUAAGGUUACUGAUGCAUUUUUAAAGGUUUCUUUUUUAUGUUGGAGAUUUUUUUCUUUUUAUAAAUGUUGCAGACAGUUUCAAAUUGUAUUUUUCAAAGUGAUUUAAUUUUAUUUGAAAGACUUGAAUGUGUGGAAUGGCUGGUUUUGUUGUUUGUUUUUACCUUGUAGAAGGAUUUGCUCUCUGGGUCGGGGUUCCAGGGAACUUCCAUGCCCUUUGCUUUUCCUAGGCGGCAGGGGCCAUUCCCAGCACACCAGACCUUCCCUCCUCGGCUGUGUGGGGCGCGGGACGGCGGACCCCGAGGUUACCUUCAGCCUCCUGGCAUCAGAUAGGAAGGGGGGGCCACCUAAAGCCAUAGCUAUGGUUUAAAUGAAUAUCUGAACCAAGCCACAGAGAGGAAAGUCGUUUUUCCUAAAAAAGAUAUUAUUCUAACCAGUUUCAAAGGAAAGAAGCUAAUACUUAAUCUAAAGGACAGAAUUUCAGGGGAAGCAAGACUACUUUAGAACAAAUGAAAUUUCUCUAACUCCUACAUUUCUAAAUCAGGCUUUAGCACAUCAUAAGUAUUUUAGUCAUUAUUAAUCUUACUAACUAUGAUGGCAAAUGCAAAAUGCAGUUUUCUCACACAGUUUGAAUUUUCUGAGGAAAUCUAAUCCAAUGAAUUUUACAGAACUGGAUUGUCCAUUCCUGAAAUUUCUCAUUUUCAAGUGCCUGAUCUGGGAAAGGGGGAAAAACAAUUAUUUUUUUGUCCAAAAGUACAUUAUAAAAAUAUAUUUUUUACCAAAACAAAUGCUAGGCCUUGUCUCAGUAGAUUUGGUGUAGGCAGGUGACAGCCAUGGCUUAUUUGACAAAUAUUAUUUUCUUGUGCACCUGAAACAUUCAUUUCAAACUAAAGAACAAAUACUACACAGUUAUGGUAUGAUGUGGGAGUUCUGUCUAAAAAUCUAAGUAAACCAGCCAUGAAAAAGAGAGAACACUGGGGAAGAUUAAUCAGACUGUAAGUAAGUAUUGUAUUCAUUUGAAUAAAAGUAAAAAGAACAA
Messenger RNA from Choloepus didactylus (southern two-toed sloth), 5745 nucleotides. RefSeq names its product protein tyrosine phosphatase domain containing 1 (gene PTPDC1). NCBI's taxonomy places the organism in Eukaryota, Metazoa, Chordata, Mammalia, Pilosa, Megalonychidae. The transcript is spliced from 13 exons. The record is from RefSeq and is a predicted model, not a curated record. Gene Ontology annotation, molecular function: protein tyrosine/serine/threonine phosphatase activity. Bases 1906 to 4254 code for a protein of 782 amino acids. Gene Ontology annotation, biological process: protein dephosphorylation; cilium assembly.